Musca vetustissima is the source of this 3499-nucleotide messenger RNA. RefSeq names its product inversin-B. Bases 188 to 3499 code for a protein of 1103 amino acids. Gene Ontology annotation, cellular component: ciliary inversin compartment. Lineage: Eukaryota; Metazoa; Arthropoda; Insecta; Diptera; Muscidae. The record is from RefSeq and is a predicted model, not a curated record. Gene Ontology annotation, molecular function: protein binding. Gene Ontology annotation, biological process: protein localization to ciliary inversin compartment. The transcript has 3 exons.
ACGGAUACGUUUGCGUGACAGCCAUUAUAAAAACGCUCUGCAUUAUUGUGCUGCUCAGAGUGUGGCUAGUACCGGCGAUCUCGUGGCUGCCGCCAGUAUUGCCGUCGCAGCUCCAGAAUUGCUGGAGUCUGCCGACGAAGAUGGCUUCACACCGCUGCACUUGGCUGUUAUUCAGGGCAACUUGGCAAUGGUCAAUUUGCUGCUAGCGAACAAAGCCGAUGUGAAUGCGGUGGAUAAAGAGGGGCAUUCGGUGGUGCAUUGGGCAACGGUCUGCGGUGAAGUGGCAGCCUUGAGAGCAGUCUUGGCGGCCGGGGCCAAUGUGGCAACACCGGAUAUUAAUGGUGGUUCGCCGCUGCAUUAUGCCGCCCAAAUGUGUGGUGCCACCUAUGAGGGCAAAUUGAGCCAAGCUAAUUCCCAUAAAUUGGCCUUGGAAAUUUUGGGUAUUCUCUUGGCUCAUCCCCAGUGCAGUGUCGAUGUGGAGGAUAAGGAUGGACGCCAGCCAUUGUUGUGGGCUGCCUCGGCGGGUUCGGCCAAGGCCAUAUUGGCGUUGGUCAAGGCGGGAGCAAGAGUAGAGAGUGCUGAUAAGGAUGGUCUGACGGCCUUGCAUUGUGCGGCUUCGCGCGGACACACCGAAUGCAUUGACACCUUGAUUAGUUUGUGUGGAGCUCCCACAGAUCUUAUAGAUUCUAAUGGCUGUACAGCGUUGCAUUAUGCUGUUACUUUGGGUCAUGCAGAUGCCACAUCAAGAUUAUUGGAUUUUGAUGCCGAUCCCAAUCGUCAGGAUCGUAAGGGACGCACCCCAGCUCAUUGUGGUUGUGCCAAGGGACAAUUUGAGACGGUGAAGUUGCUGAAGGAGAGAAAUGCAAAUUUGUGGUUGCGAAAUGCCAAGGGUGAUCUUCCAUUACAUGAAGCGGCAGCAUCGGGGCGACGGGAACUGGUCGAAUGGCUAUUGGAACAGAGACCAAAGCAGGUCAACACGACCAGUAAUGAUGGUCGAAGUUUGCUGCACAUAGCUGCUUAUAAUGAUUACACCGAUAUGUGUAAACUAUUGAUAGACUAUGGAGCUGAUAUAAAUGCGGUGUAUAGGAAUUCGAAGGGUGUGGUAAUUACCCCUCUGGAUUGUUCGCUACAGAAGGGUCAUAGGUCGACGGCGAAAUUUUUACAAUCCCAUGGUUGUUUGCCGGCUGGGAAGCUGAAACUUGCCGCCCGUCGUCCAAAUCCCUUCAAUCAGCCACCCAUGGAGACGGUGAAGCCUCUGCAGUAUGUCGAGAAAGAAGAGAUCCAUGAUCUGAGUAAUUCCAAGAAAUAUGUAGUCUAUUUGAAACGUUCCGAAUCAGAUGGUGGGGAGGAUGGCAAUUGUAGUUGUACGGAGCGUACCUAUCGGCGGGAGCAACGUUAUGCCCAUAUUUGUCGUCGACAUUGUAAGGUCAAGGGUCGGCAUUUACGAAGACGCACCAGCAGCUGUGGUGAUCCCAAAGAAUCCGAUCAUGAAUGUAGUGGUAUGUGCCGGUCAAAAAGUAAUAUUGAAAUAAGGCGAAGGAAAUCGCGAGAGCGCUAUCACAGCUCAAGUGAAUGGGAGGAGGAUGAUGAAGAUGAUAGUGACUCAUGUGAAAAUUGUUGCUAUCACAAGAGGCAAAAACAAAGGGUGUUGCAUAAGAAGCGAUCGAUAUCUUCGAAACGUUCCAAGGAAACCAUGGAUUCCGAUGGUAAGCAUGAUGGUGAGGGAUUGGAGGGUCAAGAGGGGAAGAAUAAACACAAAGUUGAAGAACAGGCCACAGCGGAAAAUGAAGGUAAACAUACGGAAGCUAUGAAAGUAUCGGAUGAGCCAGAGAUACAAAAAACAACCACAGCUCCAAGUGUGGUUGAGGCUCAACCUGAGCCUGUAGAAAAAAUAUUUAGUCGCUCUGGGUCCCCAACAAAGGCUUCUGCUCCAACUACUCCCUCAACUGCCGUCAAGGAGGGUACCUUCAUUAAAACUCCUUCUCCGGCACCAGAAGAUGCUGAUACCUCGGCUCUUAUCUCGGGUGCGGAAUUAACAGAUGAUGAUGAAAAUGCCUCAAAGAGUAUUGUUACCGAGGUACAAGUCCAUCAUACGCCCGAUGAUGAAGGGACUACAAAGGAAAUUCCAGAGGAAGCUCCUACCACCCCUCAAGUAACCGAAACUCCCAAAGAAGAUUCAAAGGAAAAGGUGUCUUCAGAAGAAAAGGAAGAAGUAGCCAAGCAGGUUGAGGAAAUUGUUGAUACUGCCACCACCAUAGCUACAACUGCCACAGCACCGCCACUUACCCCUGAAACCCAGAAGGAAACCGAAGAACUUCCAAAACAGCUUGAAGAAAAGGAAACGAAAUCUGCAGACAAUGCUGAAGCUCCUCAACCAGAAUCCCAGAAACAAAAAGAAGAAACCGCCACAAAAACUGCCACUGACGAACAAACUCAAGAAUCUCCACAGAAGCCACCAGAAACUUCCAAGGAGGACCCAACAAAAAAUCUAGAAACCGUUGCCGUACAAGAAGACUCAUCUUCCCCCACACCACUUCCACAAACUUCCGAAAGUCAUGAAAUUCACAACAUACCCUCAGAGGCCGAACAACCAAAGGACGAAGAAGAAGAAACAGAAAAGAAACCCUCUGAAGCCGCCAAGUCAAGUGAAACAACAGCAACAUCUUCCAAACCUCCUCAAACUACCUCAGAUGAUUUCCCACCACAAACAUCCAAUGCGGCCAAUGCAGCAGAAGAUACCUCCUCCAGACCAAUAACCAAUGAAGACCAAGACCCCUCGGAACGUCCACCACCCAUACGGGAACAAGAAUCCAGACGCUCAUUUACCUUACUACCAUCCGAUUCCGCUGAAGAGGAGGAGGAACCCAGUCCUGAAGUACAAACAGAUGCUCUGAGACGUAAAUCUAGCUUCCAGGUUUUAAAAAGUGAUGAUUCCGUCAUCGAGGUGGAUGAUUCCAAUUCCGCAAGGGAAGAAGUAGAAAUGAGCGAUUCGACAGUCUUCAAAGUUCUCACCAGUCCUCAGACCCAAAUGUUUGAUGUCGACUCCAAUCGUUCCGAAGAGGUAACCAUACAAGAUGAUGAAGAUGAAAAUGAAGAUGCCACACAGCAACAACAACAACGUUUCCGCAGUCAAGAUGAACCAAUCUCCCCAUAUGAUUAUGCUGCCACAGGACGUAAGAGACGUCUUAAGAAACGCGUCAAAAGUGGUGCAAAAACUCGCAGUAAUUGGCAGCGCACCGAUGCUGCAGAAGCUGCCGAAAUACAACAACAAAAUGCCAGAGAUCAGGACUCCGGAUUUGAACCAAGUCCACGAACGUUAAAAACUAAAAUACCCACACCACGUAAUAUCUACACGGCUCACAUACCACGGCGGCCAGUCUACACCACUUUGGAUGGUCGUUCUUGCAGUAGCCGUUUAGAAAAUCGUAAGGCAGGUGACAAGGGUGCCUGUGAUAUGACAGCUGUUACCAGAUCUAUCCAAAGGAAUAUACGAAGGUAA